CACUUCAGUCAGCGCGCUCCUUGGCUGCGCGCUGCGGUGCUGGGGGCCAACGACGGCCUCGUCAGCGUGGCAUCACUCAUGCUGGGCGUGGAGGGCGGCACGCAUGAGCUGCAUCCUGUUGUCCUGGCCGGUGUGGCUGGCCUUGUUGCUGGCGCCCUCAGCAUGGCCGUUGGCGAGUUUGUCAGCGUGUCUUCCCAGAGGGAUGCAGAGGAAGCAGACAUCGAGAAGGAGCGCAAGGAGCAGGCAAAGGGGCCGGCGGCGCGCCAGCACGAGCUUGAGGAGCUCACCGCUAUCUACGAGGACCGCGGCCUCUCACAGGGCCUUGCUCGCCAGGUGGCGGAGGAGCUGACGGCCAAGGACGUCAUCCGCGCGCAUGCGCGCGACGAGCUUGGCAUCGACAUUGAUGACAUGACUAACCCUUACCAAGCCGCCGCAUCCUCCGCCCUCGCCUUCUGCAUCGGCGCCGGGCUGCCUCUUCUGGCGGCGGCCUUCAUUGAAGACCCCAAGUGGCGCAUUGUCUCAGUGGUGCUGACAUCAGCAGCCGCCCUGCUGGUAUUCGGGAUCAUGGGGGCGGUUCUGGGGGGCGCGGGGGUCAUGAAGGGUGGCACGCGCGUUUUGAUCGGGGGUUUGGCAGCCAUGGGAAUCACCUAUGGCUUUGGCCGGAUCUUCAACAAGGGCACUACUGCUCUCCCAUGA
Messenger RNA from Coccomyxa subellipsoidea C-169, 696 nucleotides. Its product is annotated as DUF125-domain-containing protein. The annotation marks the transcript as partial. The transcript is spliced from 4 exons. Gene Ontology annotation, biological process: intracellular manganese ion homeostasis. Gene Ontology annotation, molecular function: iron ion transmembrane transporter activity; manganese ion transmembrane transporter activity. Gene Ontology annotation, cellular component: membrane. Lineage: Eukaryota; Viridiplantae; Chlorophyta; Trebouxiophyceae; Coccomyxaceae. The record is from RefSeq and is a predicted model, not a curated record.